AUGUACAGUGGUCUUCUGCCCAAAGGUUUGACAGAAGACGACCUUAGUCCGGAUGACCAAGAAGAACAAGAGGAGCGUGAAAAUGAGCUCGUGGAAGACAACGAUGGCUCCGUUGCCAAGACACCUACGGUUAUCGAUGCCAAAAAUGAAACGACAAGCUCCCUGCCGGGUAUUUCACAGGAAAUGUGGGAUAAAUUUAACGUGCUACGAAAGAAGAAAGAAGAGACGAUGAUGACGAAAAUCCCGAGGAAAAAAAGAAGAAAAAGACAAAACAAGAAAGGAACCAAAGGCGAACAGCCAGCAGAGACGAGCAGAGAGCGUCAAGAGGAGUUGGAGAAGCACUGGGAUGGGCUUAAGCAAUAUUUUGGUGUAAAUGAUCGAUUUCAUCCCCCUGCAUGUUCUAAACCCCCACCAAAGUCCGGCCUAGAAAAGAGCAUAGAGAAGGCCAUCGCUGAAGGGGACACUGCAAAGGCGGAGGAGAUGAGCGACAGACUCGCCACUCGAGAGCUGGCUGUGAAAAUCGCCGAAGCCACUGAUUGCCGUGACUUUGUGCAGCGCAAACAGGAAGAGGACGCUUUGAGGGCAGCGAAGAAAAGGAAGAAGCAAAUAGCUUGGGGGUUCGAGGCAAAAAAACGCUGGGAAACCAAAAGCAACAUGGGCUACAUGUGA
Molecule: messenger RNA, 669 nt
Organism: Nerophis lumbriciformis (worm pipefish)
Lineage: Eukaryota; Metazoa; Chordata; Actinopteri; Syngnathiformes; Syngnathidae
Source: RefSeq, a predicted model, not a curated record